This is a messenger RNA of Schistosoma haematobium, 1064 nucleotides long. RefSeq names its product Protein fam78a. The record is from RefSeq and is a predicted model, not a curated record. Bases 183 to 1064 code for a protein of 293 amino acids. The transcript has a single exon. Lineage: Eukaryota; Metazoa; Platyhelminthes; Trematoda; Strigeidida; Schistosomatidae.
AAAUUGAGCUUGUUGAAAUCUCCGUUACGUUUUAACCACUUUUUGAAUGUCUGUUUUCUGAACCAAUUUAAAAAAACAAUUUUUCAAUAUAUGGUAUCUAUUUAGAACUUGGAUAUUAAUUUUUAUUAACUUUCUACAAAUUAACAUUAAAAAGAAAAAUGAAUCCAUAUUCUAGCUAUUAGAUGAACAAAUUGACUAUAGAUAAAUUUUAUGUCAAAAGGAUUCGAGCUUAUUAUGACGAUACAACAAGCACAGAAAUCGAAGAAACGGACUCGAUGCUUUAUUAUAAAACUCAAACAUUUUAUUGUAAAGUUGAAAUAGAUAUUCCUACAUGUAUAUCUGAUCACGAUUGGACAGUUGGUCUUGUUCAAGCUUGUGAUUAUAUGUAUUUAGCUAAUGAUUAUGAAGGAAUUGGUCAAUCACUUUGGGAAUUUCAUCCAUUAAAAAGUGGUCUGAGACAAUUAAUCAAUGAUAGCGAUGGGCUGCAAUAUCCAUUUUAUAGUGUUCAUCAAAGUUUAUAUAAUAUUAAAAAAGGUCCCUUAAAAAAAUCAACUCUAAAUUUACAUGUGAAAGAUUAUUUUCAUCCUUCUGUUGUCUGGGAAUUACCUUUUUCUGGUGGCGUACGACUAACUGAAAUUAUUAGACAACAAAAAUUUCUAAUUUGGUUAGUAGCUAUCAAAUAUGGAAAAACGUUUUCAUGUAAAGAUGAGAUUACUGUAUUGGAAAAAAUACGUUGGGAAUAUGACUUACGUAUAAAAGUUGAUCCAUUUAUGCCUCUGGGUAGUCGUAUACGCAAAAUUUAUGAUAUCCAACAUAAUGGGGUUAUUUUAACAAAUUCGGAUAAACCUUACAGACUACCCAUCUCUGCAGCACAUCCACCCCACUGUAAUGCUGCCCAAUCAUUAAUUUGGUAUCCUAAAGACCCACACACAACAGCACGUAUACUCGUGCCUCCUAAACAAAUUAUCGUUCCGUGGGAAGAAUGGGUACAUGAUAUGUUAGGUCCAAAUGCUAGAGUUUGCAAACCAAAUGAAGUUUUUGAGAUUGUUGGUGAUAUAACUUGA